This is a messenger RNA of Pan troglodytes (chimpanzee), 1230 nucleotides long. It is a transcript of the gene SYCP3, whose product is annotated as synaptonemal complex protein 3. The record is from RefSeq and is a predicted model, not a curated record. Gene Ontology annotation, biological process: meiotic cell cycle; spermatid development. Gene Ontology annotation, cellular component: synaptonemal complex. The transcript is spliced from 9 exons. Lineage: Eukaryota; Metazoa; Chordata; Mammalia; Primates; Hominidae. The coding region runs from base 1 to 951 and encodes 316 amino acids.
AUGGGGGCGGAGCCUCGCCACCCAGUUCACGCCUGCGCUCUGCGUCCAGCCAAUCAGCGACGUGUCCAGAUGAGGCGGGACUGGCUUUUCUCCUGUGCGAAUCCCAGCUUACCUCAGAAGCGUCGCGGAGAAGGGGCCACCUCAGGUGAAGCGCACUUGUGGAGGAGUUGUGGAGGACGCCUGUCGACGACCGGUAACUGGUCCUCGGCCAUUGCGGUGUGUUUCAGGAAGCAUCUAAAUAUGGUGUCCUCCGGAAAAAAGUAUUCCAGGAAAUCUGGGAAGCCGUCUGUGGAAGAUCAGUUUACGAGAGCUUAUGACUUUGAGACUGAAGAUAAGAAAGAUCUGAGUGGAUCAGAGGAAGAUGUUAUUGAAGGGAAGACUGCAGUCAUUGAGAAACGUAGGAAGAAAAGGUCUUCUGCAGGAGUAGUUGAAGAUAUGGGGGGUGAAGUGCAGAAUAUGCUGGAAGGAGUUGGAGUUGACAUUAACAAGGCUCUUCUUGCCAAGAGAAAGAGACUAGAAAUGUAUACCAAGGCUUCUCUCAAAACUAGUAACCAGAAAAUUGAACAUGUUUGGAAAACACAACAAGAUCAAAGGCAGAAGCUUAACCAAGAAUAUUCUCAGCAGUUUCUGACUUUGUUUCAGCAGUGGGAUUUAGAUAUGCAGAAAGCUGAGGAACAAGAAGAAAAAAUACUUAAUAUGUUUCGACAGCAACAAAAGAUUCUUCAACAAUCUAGAAUUGUUCAGAGCCAGAGAUUGAAAACAAUUAAACAGUUAUAUGAGCAGUUCAUAAAGAGUAUGGAAGAGUUGGAGAAGAAUCAUGAUAAUCUACUUACUGGUGCACAAAAUGAAUUUAAAAAAGAAAUGGCUAUGUUGCAAAAAAAAAUUAUGAUGGAAACUCAGCAGCAAGAGAUAGCAAGUGUUCGGAAGUCUCUUCAAUCCAUGUUAUUCUGAUGACUCUUUGAAGAAAGAACUUGAACCUAAGUAAUAUGAUACAAUUAUAACGUUAGCUAAGAAGCAUAUUGUAAGUCUUUAGAAUAGUUUAAUUGUAACAUCUUUAAUCAUAAACCUGUUUCAUUGUAAGACCUCCCUUUCUGUUAAGUCAAAUCUAAAUAGUUAUGAGUUAGUUAGCAACUAUUCCUAAAGAAUAUGUAUUAAGCUUUCAGCUCUUUAGUAAUGAUAGUGAAUUUUUCUCUCUAACACUGUCAAUUAAAUAAAGACGAUUUAAUUUUA